Paramecium octaurelia is the source of this 1668-nucleotide messenger RNA. NCBI's taxonomy places the organism in Eukaryota, Ciliophora, Oligohymenophorea, Peniculida, Parameciidae. The record is from the annotation of a GenBank genome assembly.
AUGAAAUUCAAUAUAGCUAUUGUAAUCUUAAUAUGUCUAGCUAACGCUGAUGAAUAGUGGGAUACUAUAUAUCAGAGCUUUCAAGACGCUAGCACAAUGGAUACAUCAGGUUAUUUACAUAUUAAUAUAUUUAGGCUGGAUUGUGAGUAAUAAUUUUAAUGGAUUGCUUUUUUCCGUUUGCAAUGGCUCUACGUUGUUUGGAGGAUUUAACGUAUUUGGAAACACUACAAUAAUAUCUAAGCAAUUCUUCUUACCUCCUCAUUAUCAAAUCAGAGUUACACUAGAAUUUUGGAAGUAUUUAUAAUAUCAAAAGUAGAAUUGAUAGUUGGGAUGAUGAAUGGUUUUAUAUUGUAGUGGAUGAUGCACUAUAGAAAAAAUAUUAUCAUUGGGAUACUGGGACCGAAAAAUGUGGAGGGGGAUGGAACAAAGCAUGGUAUGAGGUAAUAGAACCUAUUACAUUUUAAAUGAAUCAUAGUUCAGAAACAUUAAUGAUAAUAAUCACCACAAAUCUUAAUGAGGCUGCCGACACAGUAAGAAAUAAUUAAUAUUAGAGGAAAGUUGGGGAAUUAGAGAUUUUAAGUUGGAAUUAGUAAAAUGUCCUUCGGGAUGUUAAUAUUGUUCAGAUGGUGAUUAUAAUAAUUGUAAUUAUUGGUAUAAUUUAACAUCAUUGUGGCAUGAAUCAAUAGAACUUGAAGGAUGGAUGAAAAAUAAUAAUAUCUAACCUGCAACAUCUUAAUGUGUAAAUUUUAAUUUUGUUGGAGGCUACCUAAAUUUAGCACCAAAUGAUCAAUUAGAAACAACUUUAGAUUUGAGCUUUCAUUUUCAUUUUUAAGUUUAAAUAACUCUAUAACUUUGGAAAUUUGAUACUUGGAAUAAUGAAAACUUUUAGUUAUUGGUAGAUGAUUAAAUUUAGAAUUAAACCGUUUUAAAAACUACAGGUAUAUAUAAUCUUUGUGGAUCCACUGGAUUAGAAAGUAUAUAUAAUAUUGUAGUUAAUUUACCUCAUACAUCAUCAUCAUGCAAAAUAACUAUGAAAACCAAUAAAAAUGUAGCAACCACAAAUGCAUAUUGGGGAGUAAGGGCAUUAAAUAUAUAUCUUGCAAAACACUGUUAUGAUGGUUGCGCUUAAUGUCGAAGUCUUUUAAAAACAGAGUGUACAGUUUGUUCAAGUGGAUGGGUCUUUUAUACUAACUUAUGCAUUUAUCGUAUUGAUUAAUUGUAUCAAAAGCAUCUCCAAUGUUGGGUACAACCAUCAGAAUAACUCAAAUUAAAGAUCUAAAGUCACAUGAAAGAAUUCCAAUGGAAAUCAAUCUAUUAGAAACUAAUUAAUAAAUAGUUACUUAAGGAUCAUUCACAUAUACAAUUAAUAAUAAUUUAUCAAUUUUGAAUAUUAGAGUUUAUGCAAAAUGUUAUCCAAAUAAAAAAAUGUAAAGCUAUUUUAUAAAGUGUAUCGAAUGCUAAUCUUAAAAUUAAUAUUAAUUUUAACAUUAUUGUUAUGGAGCCAUCAAUUCUAUAAUCUAUAAUGCUAGAUUUCAAUAAAUGACAGUUACAAACUAAAAACUGAUAAUAAACACAUCUGAUACUGAAUGUUCAAUUUAUUAAGUAGUAAAUGUUGGAAGCGAAUUACUUCAAAUUAAACUUAUACAAAUUUUAUAAUAGGAUGUUUGA